Messenger RNA from Mauremys mutica (yellowpond turtle), 871 nucleotides. RefSeq names its product leukocyte immunoglobulin-like receptor subfamily B member 4. The transcript has 6 exons. The record is from RefSeq and is a predicted model, not a curated record. Bases 164 to 871 code for a protein of 235 amino acids. Lineage: Eukaryota; Metazoa; Chordata; Testudines; Geoemydidae.
GUUUAACUUCUGUCUCCUGUUGAAAGCAGGGCGUGAAUUUCUCAAACCCACCAUCUCGGUGAGCCCCAGCAGGGUGGUGGCGCUCGGGGGAAGCGUCACCAUCCGCUGUGAGGGUCGGUUCCUGGGCGUGGAGGUCAUUCUGCAUAAACCUGGACACCCGAACAUGCAGGUGCAGACGGUGCCUAAUGGGACCGUGGCUGAAUUUCCCAUCCCCAGUGUCAGCUGGGAAGAUGGAGGGAGCUACACCUGCGACUAUCGCUCCAUAACGGAACAGAGUCACUCAUCAUAUCUCAGCGACCCCGUCGAGAUCAUUGUAGGAGAGCCCAGCUACCCCAAACCCAGCAUCUCCCUGAGCCCCAGCGGGGGGGUCUCCCUGGGGGCAGCCGGGAGUGUCUGGUGUCGGGCCCAGCGCCAGGGCAUGAGGUUUGUGCUGAAUAAAGAGGGACGUCAUUUCCCACCUGUGGAUUCGGUCGGGUUGGAGGCUGUGUUUCCCAUCAGCGCCAUGAGCCGGGAGGACGGCGGGAGCUACAGCUGCUCCUAUCACAGCAGAUCGGAGCCGUUCGCCGUGUCGUACCCCAGCGACCCCGUGGAGCUGGUGGUGAGAGGGGGAACCGACUCGGCCCAGCCUGGAGCAGCACCAGCUCCCACCCUCCCGGGCAGCGCGGGGCCAGGUGAAUCAAAACCACUGGCUCUGACUUGGGCCAUCACCGCCGGGGUGAGCACAGCGGCCGCCAUCCUCCUCUUCGUCCUUGUGGCCUUCGUCUGCUUCAGAAAAACCCGAGCCAGAAAAGGAGCCGCACCGAGACUGAGCAGCACCAGCCCCUUGGGGGUGUUGAAGGCCCCGGAUCAGCAAGACUCCAUCUGUGAGUAA